Bemisia tabaci is the source of this 1055-nucleotide messenger RNA. Lineage: Eukaryota; Metazoa; Arthropoda; Insecta; Hemiptera; Aleyrodidae. The record is from RefSeq and is a predicted model, not a curated record.
UUAAAAAUGCACGUGUUCUCUCCAUCAUACUCUGAAAUUUUUUCGCAUAAAAUUAAACGGUGUCGAUUUUAAGAGGGUGCAAAUGCUCUCGGCAAGGUCAUAAAUUAAGAAAGAUGGUAUAAUUCUCAGCGUGCAAUUACUACAGCGUUGUGAAACUCUUGUUUAUAUUUUAUUUCCUUACUACCUCACAAGAUUUUCAGUCGGAUCUCAGUAUUAUGUCGGAAUUUUAAGUUUGUUUUGCCUUCGUUUCUACAAUUAUCUCCACUCUCGUUUGUCAGAGACUGUCAGGAGCAAGUGCGGUGUGUGGCAUACUGACAAAUGAUGAUUGGUUAGCAGAUGGAUUCUAAUGGUUCGCAGUGAAGUUUUGGUUCAUAAUCCAAGAUGCCCAGCAUCCAAAACGUCGUAGAGAUCCCCUCGCUGACCAAGCUGAUGGUUUUCGUGGCAUGCGCCGCCUCGAUCAUGAGAACCGGAGUCCAGGCUGUUUGUUGUGCCGCCAUUUCACAUGCUUUCCAGUCGCCUUUCGACUACUGCGGAGGGACAAGGUACUACACGGAGGAGGGGAAGUUCUGCUGCGGUGUGGGCUCCUGCAACAUUUUCUGCUGCAACUGCAUCGGGGGCUGCGUCAAAACGGAGAAGUUCUCCGGGAGCUACAGCGGCUGGCCCGGCUUCCUUUUUAAGCGUCGCUACGAUUGAUCACGACGGAAAAGAGCCUAAAGUGGAGUCUGCGAUGAGCCUCUGAACACGUAAGAAUACUGAUAACCGUGGCUCACCACAGAAAUGUACCCACGAUUCUCAUCUGUAACGCGGCGGUGUCGACCCUAGUGACACAUCGGAAGAACAACAUCAGAGCUGUCCAAGUCGAUCCAUUCUUUAUGGGCUCACGCUGAAUGCAGUGCCCGAGCGAAUGCUUCCUUGCGUGGAGUUUCCUGAGGGAGAGCUUAAGACAGCAUUGCGUAAUCGCCUAGAAAGCUCUUGUUUUCGUAGCCCGGCGUGAUCAUUUGCCAAAUCUAUCGUCCACAGGACAGGGGCGGAUCCAGCAAUUUGGCAACACAGGA